AUGACCCCAGUGAAGAUGCUGCUCCUGGUCACCCUCCUUCUGGGGGCUUCUCUGCAGGCCACCCACGCAGCUCGGGGCACCAACGUGGGCCGGGAGUGCUGCCUGGAGUACUUCCAAGGGGCCAUCCCUACCCGAAGGCUGGUGGCCUGGUACAGGACCUCGGAGGACUGCUCCAAGAGGGCCAUUGUGUUUGUAACUGUCCAGGGCAAGUUCAUCUGUAUGAACCCCGACGAAACCAAGGUGAAGGCGGCAAUCAAAUACUUGAAAAAUGUCAUGAAGUCACGUGGCCCCCGCAGCCAGUAG
Molossus molossus (Pallas's mastiff bat) is the source of this 303-nucleotide messenger RNA. It is a transcript of the gene CCL17, whose product is annotated as C-C motif chemokine ligand 17. NCBI's taxonomy places the organism in Eukaryota, Metazoa, Chordata, Mammalia, Chiroptera, Molossidae. The coding region runs from base 1 to 303 and encodes 100 amino acids. Gene Ontology annotation, cellular component: extracellular region. The transcript has 3 exons. Gene Ontology annotation, molecular function: chemokine activity; CCR chemokine receptor binding. The record is from RefSeq and is a predicted model, not a curated record. Gene Ontology annotation, biological process: cellular response to interleukin-1; G protein-coupled receptor signaling pathway; cellular response to type II interferon.